AUGUAUCGCACUCUAGGAAAAGUCCCUCCCGUCUCCAAGAGGUUAAUUGCCUCCUAUGUCCUCGACUGGAUCAUCAUCUUCGCUACCGCGGGCGCUGGCCUUGCCCUCGGUCGCUUCGAGCCGCACAAGCGCCACUUCUCCCUGAUGGACCCAACCAUAUCGUUCCCAUACACAGAAAAGGAGCUUGUGCCCAUCUGGCUCGCCGGUGUUAUCAGUGGCGGCAUCCCAAUCGCCCUCGUUAUUCUUGUAUCACUGAUCUUCGUGCCUGGGCCAACUGUGCCCGUUGGCACACCCAAGGCCAUCGUCUGGAGACGCAAGCUAUGGGAGCUGCAUGUUGGAUUGCUAGGUCUUGGUCUCUCCCUUGCCACCGCUCUGUUCUUCACCGAGGCCACCAAGAACAUCUUUGGCAAGCCCCGCCCUGACAUGCUCAGCCGAUGCCAGCCAGACAUUGAGAACUGGAAGAACUACAUUGUUGGCGGGUAUGAGCUGGGCAGCAUGGACGGCCGUGUCGUCUCGGCUGCCAUCUGCCAGCAGACCGACUCCAAGAAGCUCGACGACGGAUUCCGCUCCUACCCUAGUGGUCAUUCAUCCACCGCUGCCGCCGGUCUGCUCUACCUAAGUCUCUUCCUCGCCAGCAAGCUGUCCGUCAGGAUCCCCUUCGCCAUGCCUUCCGCCUCUGCCCUCUCCCGAGCCGAUGCCUACGCCGCCUUCCCGGUCUCUGAGCGCAAGGCCACCUCCCCCGAGCCCUACGAGCCCCUCGCCAAGCCCGCCGGAAAGGCCUUCCACGCUUUCCGCAGCCAGGCCGCCUCUCCGCCUCUUUACCUGCUCUUCCUCAUCACCGUGCCCUUCUCGGUGGGCGUCUUCAUCGCCGCCUCGCGCUGGUACGACUACCGCCACCACGGCUUCGACAUCCUCUUCGGCUUCACCAUGGGCGCCAUCCUCGCCAUCAACAGCUUCCGCUUCUACCACACCCCCAUCAGCGCCGGUGCAGGCUGGGCAUGGGGCCCCCGAAGCCACAGGCACGCCUUCUGGUCCGGCAUCGGCCUCUUCGGCUACAGGAGCAACGCGGGCGAGGUGCACCAGCAGCAGUACACCGAGGUGUCGGGGAGGGACAUGACGGAGCUCCGAGGCCCCACGCCCGACAUCGAGGCCAACCUCUCCUCCAACCGCGCAAGGAACGACUACGAGCUGCAGCAGAUGCAGCACCAGCAGCAGGACGCUGGGUUUGAUUUCGGGACGCACCCCACGACGCAAAGCAACCGCAUCUGA
Molecule: messenger RNA, 1269 nt
Organism: Clonostachys solani
Lineage: Eukaryota; Fungi; Ascomycota; Sordariomycetes; Hypocreales; Bionectriaceae
Source: the annotation of a GenBank genome assembly